Phaethon lepturus (White-tailed tropicbird) is the source of this 1244-nucleotide messenger RNA. Its product is annotated as V-type proton ATPase subunit E 1. Gene Ontology annotation, molecular function: proton-transporting ATPase activity, rotational mechanism. NCBI's taxonomy places the organism in Eukaryota, Metazoa, Chordata, Aves, Phaethontiformes, Phaethontidae. The transcript has 9 exons. The record is from RefSeq and is a predicted model, not a curated record. Gene Ontology annotation, biological process: proton transmembrane transport. Gene Ontology annotation, cellular component: proton-transporting two-sector ATPase complex, catalytic domain. Bases 1 to 687 code for a protein of 228 amino acids.
AUGGAUCCAGUCAGUACUGGUCCGUGGAGUUCCCUACAGAUCAAGCAUAUGAUGGCUUUCAUUGAGCAGGAAGCCAAUGAAAAGGCUGAAGAAAUAGAUGCAAAGGCAGAAGAAGAAUUCAACAUUGAGAAGGGUCGCCUUGUUCAGACACAGAGGCUGAAAAUCAUGGAGUAUUAUGAAAAAAAGGAGAAACAAAUUGAACAGCAAAAGAAAAUUCAGAUGUCCAACCUCAUGAAUCAGGCAAGGCUGAAGGUCCUCAAGGCAAGGGAUGACCUUAUUGCAGAUUUGCUGAAUGAGGCCAAGCAGAGACUUGCCAAGGUGGUGAAGGAUACUGCCAGGUACCAGACGCUGCUGGAUGGACUAGUUCUACAGGGAUUCUACCAGCUGCUUGAACCCAGAAUAGUUGUUCGGUGCAGGAAACAGGAUCUCCCUAUGGUUAAGACUGCUGUACAGAAGAGCAUUCCCAUCUACAAAAAUGCCACAAAAAGGGAUGUGGAUGUUCACAUUGAUCAAGACAACUUCCUGCCAGAGGAAAUUGCUGGAGGUGUUGAAAUCUAUAACAGUGAUGGCAAAAUUAAGGUUUCCAAUACCCUGGAAAGUCGGCUGGACCUUGUAGCUCAGCAGAUGAUGCCAGAAAUCAGAGUGGCUCUCUUUGGUGCUAAUGCCAACAGGAAGUUUUUGGACUAAACCUCUAUGAAAGAAGGUGGGAUCUGUUCCACUGCCAUACUGAAGAGGAUGCAAAAGCAUCUGCUAAUUUAAAAUCUUGAAAUAUAACAUUACCUUGUCAUCCAAUAUCUGUUCUUCAAUGGAAUAAUUUUGCAUACCUGCUGUGCUUAGCCUCUUUACUUGUGGUUAGAAAGUAUUGCUUGAAGGAUGUGAAGACAUACAUAUUCAUCCAAGCAGUGACACUAGAAAAUGGAGGCUUUUGGGCUCUUGGCUUUCCUUGCACUAUUGUGGCUCUGUAAGGACAAGUGGUCCAUUUAGGGUCACUCUCUUUGCUUUGGCCACAUCUCUUUCAAGUUGUCUAAUCUGUGAAGUAAAUUACUAUGCUGCCGAUGGGAAAUUCCUUUUCAGUUAAGGUCUUCAGUGUUAUAGAGGGCAUGCAUCCCUUCCCAGGGUUAGUAGUUUAAUUCAUCUUACUUGGUCAGGCAUCAUUCUGUUCUGUAUAUGUGAUUAAAACAAAAAAAAAAAGCCUGAGCCUGUAAAACUUUAUUUAUUAAAAUAAAAAUGCGUGUGUGUAUGGA